Messenger RNA from Heterocephalus glaber (naked mole-rat), 1286 nucleotides. RefSeq names its product FKBP prolyl isomerase 11 (gene Fkbp11). Gene Ontology annotation, molecular function: peptidyl-prolyl cis-trans isomerase activity. NCBI's taxonomy places the organism in Eukaryota, Metazoa, Chordata, Mammalia, Rodentia, Bathyergidae. The record is from RefSeq and is a predicted model, not a curated record. Gene Ontology annotation, biological process: protein peptidyl-prolyl isomerization. Gene Ontology annotation, cellular component: endoplasmic reticulum.
UGCGGGCUUUCUUCUGGAUCUAACUUUCCAGAAAUUCAAGCUGCAGGGAGACAGGUGGGAGGGAUGCUGCUUUGACAGCUGAUGGCUGGAGGGGGCCAGACACUGCCAGGGUGGUGUGGAGGGACGUAUCUUAGAGGAAAUAUUCUGGACUCAGGCAGAGCUGAGUUUGAAUCCUGUUUCUGUGGCCACCCAGCUUGAAGACCAUGGACAAGCAACUUGCACACUUGGCUCCUUAGCUGUAAAAUGGAAACAGCUGCGCCUACCAUUCAAGGUAGUUUUGAAGGCUAGAAACUAAUCUGCACACAGUAGAUGUGCACACAGUAAGUGGCUAUUAUGUGGUCAACCCCUCCUGUGGGACAGAAUGGCUAAUCGACAGACCUGGUCAGAAUCAGCUGCGACCUCCGAUCUCAGCGGUUAGGGAGGGCUCCCGCGGCCUCCUCCCACGAGGAGGUGGGGACAGGGUGGAGGAAGGGCUGCGGAAGGAGGAGCUAGCUGCUCCGAGACCCGCCCCGUCCCGUCCAGUCAGGCCUGGGCGCCGAGGGAACGCUCUCCUAGUCGCCACUGCCCCAGCAGCCGUCCUAGUGCCCGUGCCCGGUCCCGUCCAGUCAUGACCCUGCGCCCCUCACUACUGCUGCUCCACCUGCUGCUCCUGCUGUUCAGUGGGGUGCUGUGUCGGGCCGAGGCUGGGUCUGAAACCGAAAGUCCAGUCCGGACCCUACAAGUGGAGACCCUGGGGACAGCACUGGACCUUUGGAGGAGCAUCCAUGACCCUUGUAGUCCGAUCGCAGGUGGAGCCCCCCGAGCCGUGUGCGGAAACCGCUGCCUUCGGAGACACACUCCACAUCCACUACACGGGCAGCUUGGUAGAUGGACGCAUUAUUGACACUUCUCUGAGCAGAGACCCUCUGGUUAUAGAACUUGGCCAAAAGCAGGUGAUACCAGGUCUGGAGCAGAGCCUUCUAGACAUGUGUGUAGGAGAGAAGCGAAGGGCAGUCAUCCCUUCUCACUUGGCCUAUGGAAAACGGGGAUUUCCGCCAUCUAUCCCAGCGGAUGCAGUGGUACAGUAUGACGUGGAGCUGAUUGCACUGAUCCGAGCCAACUACUGGCAUAAGCUGGUGAAGGGCGUUUUGCCUCUGGUAGGCAUGGCUAUGGUUCCAGCCCUCUUGGGCCUCAUUGGGUAUCACCUAUACAGAAAGGCCAGCCAACCUAAAGUCUCCAAAAAGAAGCUCAAAGAAGAGAAACGAAACAAGAGUAAAAAGAAAUAAUAAAAAUAGUAAUUAACAAGA